UAGGAACUCCAAAACUGAACCAAACCCAAUACAGUUCAAAUUAAGGCUUUUUUCAUCUCCUUACAUAUUUGUAUUCACCAAAACCAAGAAAAUGGGCUCUGAUAAUUCUCUUAACAAUCUUCCAGAAAUAGAUUUAUCAGGCCUAGAAAGAGGAACACUAGAGUGGGAUUAUGCAAAAUCCAAACUCUGGAAAGCUGUGGAACACUAUGGUUGCUUCAGGGUUGUGUUCAGGAAAAUUCCAAAGGAACUUCCAGAUGCAAUUCUUAGUGAGCUGAGAGAGCUUUUUGACCUGCCUUUAGAAACUAAAUUGCUCAACAAUGACAUUUCUGAACUAGCUUAUGGUGGGUAUGUAGGAAUAUCGCCUUUUGGACCAUUAUAUGAAAGCAUCGGAUUUGAUGACCCUUUUAAGAUGGAGAAGAUUGAGAAGUUAAUCAGUACACUUUUGCCUCCCGGAAAGCCUGAUUUUUGCAAAAAUGUACAUAAUUUCUCGAAGCAAAUGUCGGAAUUGGAGAUAAUCAUAAUAACAAUGAUUGUGGAGAGCUUAGGCAUAGAGAAGUACUUGGAUGAGCACUUGAAUUCAGUAUUUUAUUCUUUUAGAGUACAGAAAUAUGGUGUACCUAAAACAGGUCAGACUGAAAUUGGGCUAAACAGUCACAAGGAUCAGGAUGUCAUGACCAUAUUGUAUCAAACUCAGGUUGACGCAUUGGAGGUCGAAACCAAAGAUGGUCAAUGGGUUGAUGCCAAACUUUCACCAGAUAAUUUUGUUGUCGUCAUUGGUGAAUCUCUCCAUGCAUGGACAAAUGGUCGAGCAUAUUCUCCAAAUCAUCGAGUUACAAUGAAAGCAAAUACAGUAAGGUACACAACUGGAUUGUUCACAGCGUUUAAACAAGGCUACUUAGUGAAGGCUCCUGAAGAACUAGUAGAUGAAGAACACCCUUUGCUGUAUAAGCCUUUUGAUCAUUAUGAAUACCUUAAAUUAAUCCAGAGAGAUGCAAUGGAGAAUUAUGGAACUACUCUAAAACCUUAUGUUCCAUUGACAGCUUAUUAUGGUGUUGAUGUUUGAUACUAAGCACUGUAAAACUAGUACCAUGUUUCUGUUUGUGUUUGCUUUCGUGCGUGCGCAUCGUUUGGUUGAUGUUCUUGUCCUCUUGGUUGUAAUUACGUUCUAGUGUCUAAAUCUUUGCUUAUGCCAGGGUGUAACAACUAGGGGAAUUACUAUCUUGAAUUGAAUAAAGACUGACUGUUGUCUGCUAUUGCAACAAUUUUUA
This is a messenger RNA of Ricinus communis (castor bean), 1268 nucleotides long. Its product is annotated as probable 2-oxoglutarate-dependent dioxygenase AOP1. Gene Ontology annotation, molecular function: dioxygenase activity. The transcript has 3 exons. Bases 92 to 1063 code for a protein of 323 amino acids. The record is from RefSeq and is a predicted model, not a curated record. NCBI's taxonomy places the organism in Eukaryota, Viridiplantae, Streptophyta, Magnoliopsida, Malpighiales, Euphorbiaceae.